This is a messenger RNA of Acanthosepion pharaonis, 630 nucleotides long. NCBI's taxonomy places the organism in Eukaryota, Metazoa, Mollusca, Cephalopoda, Sepiida, Sepiidae. The record is from the annotation of a GenBank genome assembly.
AUGAAACAAGUCAUCUUCUUCUUCUUCUUCAUCUUCUUCUUCUUCUUCUUCUAUGUAAUCUUUGUUCUCCUUUUACUUCUGCUUCUUCUAUGUAAUCUUUGUUUUCUUUUUGCUUCUCUCUCUUCUUCACUUCCAUUGAAAUUUUGUCUCUCACUUUCCUCAUUUUUUUAUUCGUCCACUUUUUUCUUUGGUUUAUUCUUUCCGUUUCUUAGUUUCUUUCUUUUCGUUUCUUUUUUAUCUUUUUUCUUUCUGUGUGUUUUUUUUUUAUGCGCUUUUCUUGUAUACUUCUUCAUUUCAUUCUUGCAUCAUCAUCAUCAUCUACCUUCUUCUUCUUCUUCUUCUUCUUCUUCUUCUUCUUCUUCUUCUUCUUCUUCUCACCCUCCUCUUCGUCGUCGUCCUGCACCUCCCAUUCUUCUUCUUUCUUUCUUUCUUUCUUUCUUUCUUUCUUUCUUCUUCUUCUUCUUCUAUGUGCCCCGAUAUCCACUAUUCCACCGUGCCUCUCUCUUUCUCUCUCUCUCUCUCUCUCUCUCUAUCUAUCUAUCUAUCUCUAUCUCUAUCUAUCUGUCUGUCUAUCUACCUAUCAGCGGGUUCCUCAACCAAAAUAAGAAAAUUCACCCUGUCCUCCGCUAG